Cicer arietinum (chickpea) is the source of this 1026-nucleotide messenger RNA. The record is from RefSeq and is a predicted model, not a curated record. NCBI's taxonomy places the organism in Eukaryota, Viridiplantae, Streptophyta, Magnoliopsida, Fabales, Fabaceae.
AUGGAGUUCACGUACGUGAACUCAGAUCACGCAGAAAUGGUGCGAACAAUGUUUACUGAUAGAGAGGGUCGUGUUAUACUCGACCAAAGGACUGAUAGAGAGGGUCGUGUUAGACCAACCGCUUCUGCACGGGCUCAGCGUGCUCAGCGUGAAUUGUGUGGACAACGAAGAUUACAGAAUCAACAAGCAGAACAUGCGCAACCAGAACAGGGGCAAGCAGAAGAGGCCCAAGCGAAUGAGGCCCAACCUGAAGAGGUCCAAGCGGAUGAGGCCCAGCAUGAAGAGGUCCAAGCGGAUGAGGCCCAACCUGAAGCAGAUGACGGAUAUCAUGGUGGUCCGGUUGACAGGUCUGUCCUAAGGACAUACGAGGAUCAUGUUGCGACACGACUAUGGGACGGCGUGGAUCACGGAGAGUUAAGGGUUUUUAGCAAUGGCAACAAAUUAAAACAAGUUGUCAUUGAAAAUCAAGAGGUUGAGGAACUUGUUAAGAGUUCUGGUUUAUAUACAUUGCUAAAAUGCAGCUAUGAGAUGAUCGACAAAUGUCUAAUUUCUGCCUUUGUCGAGAGAUGGCAUCGCGACACCAACAGCUUUCAUCUUCCAAUUGAGGAGAUGACCAUUACUUUGGAUGAUGUCUCUUCCCUGCUGCAUAUACCCAUCACCGGUGCAUUCUUCAGCGUUAAUAUAUUUAACAAGGAUGACGCUGCAGAGUUGUUGGGUGAGCUUCUUGGGGUGAGUCUGGCUGCUGCAUAUACUGAGUUUAACUUGACGCGGACAACCACUGUUCGGUACAGUUGGUUGCUUGACGUAUACUAUCAGCGAUGUGUUGAUCAAUAUUGGCAGAUGGCUGCGAGGGCAUUUCUUUUAUUUUUGGUGGGUUGCACCUUGUUCAACGACAAGAGUGCCUUCAUAGUGAGUGUUGCCUACCUUGAAUGUUUCAGAGACCUCAACUCAUGUGGAGGACAUGCAUGGGGUGCUGCUGCGCUUGCUUACCUAUACGACAAUCUUCGAGAAGCGAGUAUGCAUUAG